UAAUCAGUGUUCAGUUUAUAGUCACCACUCAGACGCUCAGUUCGAUUUUCGCCUGUCGACUACAAUUAUUAUUGUUACUGUCGAGUGCUCACACUUCACAGCGUCAGUCGUAUGAGUGGAAUAUUCCUGGUUUUUCGACUUCUCAGUUCUUAACUCUCGUUGAUUAGAGUUACGUUCCAUACUAUACUGUUGUAGUCUGUGGAGUGUGCACUGUGCACUCUUUAAAGUAUUUAACGACUAUAAUUCAUAGGAAUUUUAAAAUUAAAUAGGUAUUUUAACUUAUUUUAAUAUAAUUGUUGGUUAUUAAACCUAGUUAAAAAUGAUUGAACAAAUUAGUGAAGUUCAAGUAUUAGAUACUUGUCAGACAGUAGUAAGUCAAUCUAAAGAUGUGAAAAUUAUUUCUUCAAACAUUCCAAAAUUGGCUCUAAAGAUAUAUAAAUUAAUAGAAGAAGAAAAGUUAACUCUUGAUGAGUUUAAAAAAUGUCCAUUACAUCCAAAAAAUGAAGACGAAGAAGCAAUUAACUGGAUAUUUAUUGUUGAUUCUUUAAACUUUUGUUUUUUUGAUCCAAACAAUAAAUCACACUGGACUGUUACUUGGAAAAAUGAAAAAUACACAGGCUAUUUUGGUUUGUGUGCUGCCAUCAAUAGAGCUAUAGAAAAAGGGAUAAAAAUGACUGAUAUGAAAACUUGUUCGAAAUUAACAAGAGACCAAUUGGAUGAAAUACUUUUAGGAGAUGAUGGAACAACUCUUCCACUAUUAGAAGAAAGGUAUCUGUGUUUACAACAAUCUGCAAAUAAUUUACUAAUAAAAUAUAAAGGAAAUUUUGUGAACUGUAUAUUAGAAGCAAAUCAUUCUGCUCAGGAUUUGUUAAAAAUCAUUUCUAAAAACUUUUGUCAUUUCCGAGAUGAAUCCAUUUAUAACAACGAAAAAGUUGCUAUUUAUAAAAGAGCUCAAAUUUUGAUUGCUGAUAUUUGGUCAUCAUUCAGGGGUACUGGUUUUGGCAAAUUUCAUGACAUAGAUACUAUAACCAUGUUUGCAGAUUAUAGGGUCCCUCAAGUUCUAUUAUACUUUGGUGUUUUGGAAUAUUCAGAUAAAUUAAAAGAUACUCUCAAACAAGGUAUUCUUCUUAAGCAUGGAGCACCAGAAGAAGUGGAAAUUAGAGCAGCUUCUAUCGUUGCAGUUGAUGAAAUUGUAAAUGAGGUGAAGAAAUUAAUGGCUAAAAAUAAUAUGCACAAGACUUGUAAUUCUAUUAUGGUUGAUACUUAUUUAUGGGGUUACCGGAGAGAAAAUGCUGCAAUUUUGGAAGACACGCCAUAUCACAAGACAUUAAAUAUUUAUUAUUAAAAUUAUGUAAUGAGUAAAUGCUCUAUAAAAAUUGUUUGUACAUUUUCAUUGUUAAAAUAAGUCAAAUAUAUUAUUUGGAGUUUUUAUAAAUUG
Metopolophium dirhodum (rose-grain aphid) is the source of this 1438-nucleotide messenger RNA. Its product is annotated as queuosine 5'-phosphate N-glycosylase/hydrolase. NCBI's taxonomy places the organism in Eukaryota, Metazoa, Arthropoda, Insecta, Hemiptera, Aphididae. The coding region runs from base 320 to 1345 and encodes 341 amino acids. The transcript has 7 exons. The record is from RefSeq and is a predicted model, not a curated record.